Molecule: messenger RNA, 1503 nt
Organism: Macrosteles quadrilineatus (aster leafhopper)
Lineage: Eukaryota; Metazoa; Arthropoda; Insecta; Hemiptera; Cicadellidae
Product: oxysterol-binding protein-related protein 11-like
Exons: 6
Coding region: 258-1070 (270 amino acids)
Source: RefSeq, a predicted model, not a curated record
GGGUGGCGUUUGGUUGGUAUGGUAUGGGUGGUAUUUGAUGAUGAUAACCUAAUAUUCGUUUUGCUAUGUCAUUGAAGUUACAGAUCCAAGUUAAUAUUACUAUUGUAAAUUUUGAAAUUAAUUUAUAGUUUGAGUUUUUUUAACGCCAGUUAAAUGGAGCUGCAAUGUAGUAAAAGAGGCAUGGCCUGAUACAUUUGUGGAUCAACCAAGAACCAAUAAACUCUAGAUGAUGUUGAGUCCUAAAGGGAGUAAAAAGUAUGAAGAAUAUGAUACGUCGGAGAAAAAAGAAGGCAAAGAAGAAGCAAUGUGGUUUGGAAACCUGUAACCUUAGUCAAGUUUCUCAAUCCAGGUCAUCAUCUUUAAAUAUGUCUGAUAGCAUGUCAGCUGAAAUGAUGUGUCAGCUAUAUGAGGGCCAGUUGUACAAGUACACUAAUGUUAUGAAGGGAUGGCAAUUCAGAUGGUUUAUCUUAGACCCUAAAACUGGCAUCCUAAACUAUUACCUGAGUGAGGGAGAGAGCCGGCAAGCCCCAAGAGGAUGGAUUCAUCUGGAAUCUGCCGUGAUCUCUCCUAGUGAUGAAGACUCCAACACUUUCACUGUCAACUCGUCUACAGGGGAGCAGUUCAAGCUGCGUGCGCAGGACGCUCGUGCGAGACAGGAGUGGGUCAAUCGUCUACGUGCAGUAGCACAACUUCAUGCUGCAGCUGUAGCUCAUAAUAAUCCGCCGAUCCAGCCUCGAGAGCAUGUGACUCCUGGCAACGGCGGCAGUUCCGUCUGGGACGCAUUCUCGGCAGUCAAAGACCAUCUAUUCCGGGCGGAACAGAGCAACUUCUUGUUAGCACGUGCCAUUGAUGACCUUCCCAACUGUGGUGAUGUACGUCAUGUGGACCAAGACCUGUUGUUGCUGAAGGCAGCCUCCCAUGCCAUGCUGCUCAGUCUCAGCCAAUGUCUUUAUAUACUUCAACACCAACAGUCCACCAGUGAAGGGAUCAGCAACUUUAAAAACUCAAAGGGUAACUCUGACCACGCCAACUGCUCCUCCUCCCAUUCCAAGAAGAAAUUCGUCCUCUAACCUUAGACUUUCACUGUACGCAUCUCACUUUCCAGUUUCCCAGAUUGGGCGUUUUAUUUUGUUACUUAACAAUGUUAUAAAUAUGUUUAUAUUUUUGUACUCUUUGUAUAGUUAUUGUUGUUAAAUCAAUUGCAUCUCUAAUUCAUGUUCUGUAGUUUUGAAAAUCACUCCAAUGAAUGUGUCUAGUACAACGAUCUAUAGUGAACACUGGACCGAGCUCUCAGAGUUAACCUCUCAAUAAUUUAAUUCACAUCUACCAUUUGUAAAUGUCUUUGCUUUGCCAAGUUUUCUAUACAAAAACACGCCUUGCAACACAUUUUUUUUUCUUGUUUAUUGGUAAAAUAUGUUGUUAAUUUUUUUAUCAAACUUCCCCAAUAGGGAGGAAACUAUCACUGUUGGUGGAAUGAUAAUUUUUUAGUUUCAUUACCCCAGA